UGGCUGAAAAUUGAAAAUUUAAUCAAUAUUAAAAGUGAAAAUUUCGGAAGAAAUAGCAGAAAUUAACGGAAAAAUCGUGUUGAAACGUGUUCAGGUGUGCCCGGGGCAUCGUUAAAAUGUGAAAAGAGCACGUAAAAUGUGCUCAUCUUACCGCUACCAGUAAAACAAAAUACGGUAUCAACAACAAACAAGGAAAAAAUUGUCGCCAAAAAGCGAAGCUACGUCAAAAGUUGUGAAAUCGCUGCAAAUUUCGCCGCAAUUCACAUCUCCGCAUCGCCCAAAAACGCCGUAGAAAAUGGUUGUUUCGCGCGGAAAACGAAAACAAAAGGAAAUUGCAACACCGAAACCAACUCCUGAGCCACCAAAGCGUCUGAAAUUUCAAGCACAACGCAAAUUCGCGCAAGGUCAGGGCCAUCCCGCAUCAACUUCGAAUUAUUUGAAUUUCGCCAAUAGCUCGGCUGCGAAUUCGUCACAAGUGACGCCCGUGAAGGAGAAUCAAAAUCCGCCGCCGGAAUUGCUUCCCAACCAACGACCAAACACCGAGGAUUUUCUCACGUUCUUGUGUUUUCGCAAUACGCCCGUGUUGCCGCCCGCAUUGGAUUUUCUCAAUCCGCAGAAGCAACGCAAAGCCCAAGCCGCACAAAAGACCAAAUCGCCGGAAGCUGCCAAGAAAAUGGGACUCACGAGCUCGACAUCCAAAUCUUCCGAGGCAAAAGACGACGCAACGACUCCCAAAAAAACGGAAGAAAAUGGCGGCGAAUCGUCGAGCAGCACCAAGAAACCGGCUGCGUUUCCGGGCGCCGUGCGAAAACGCGCCGAAAAAGUCCCCAUGAUGUCAAACAAGUUCCAGCAGAACGACAAAAAGCAGAAAAACGACACAAAAGUCGCGAAUGCGCUGAAGAAAAAGUACGCAAAACUGAAUAAAGUCACCGCGAAAGAGACUCGCAGAACUCGCGCACACCCAGAAACCACAAACGACGACGAAAACGACGCCGAGGAAGACGAAGAAGAGGAGGAAACUACGGAAAUGCCGCAAAAACGCAAGUCUAGUCUACACAAAAGUGUCAGCAAUAAUAGUUUAGACGACGGUACGCCAGUGAAAAAGUCCCCGCGAACCACGGGAUCUCUCAAAAAUGUCAAAAAAGACGAAUCAGAGACUGCAUCGGACAAAAUCAAGAAACGGCGAGGCAAAAAAGCCGCUUCUGAAGACGAAAACGACGAGGAUACCGCAACGCAUGAUGACUCAAAGUCUGAAGAACCCGAAAAAAUCGAAAGACGUCAAACGCGUUACGCUUCUUUUCGUAUUCCGCCACCGCUGAAGAAGGAACGCAAGAAGAAAACCGACUCGCCUGUGGUAAUGUUGAAGGAAAAAACACCCGAAAGCACUUCAGCAGCGCCAACAGACAACAAGAAACCAUUAAAAGUCGACAACGUCAAAGAAAGCAGCAGCAAAAAAAAUUCCGCUGAUGAAAAGGACGAACAUGUGAACAAAAAACUGAAGAAAGAAAUUGAUUUUUCCUCAGAGGAUGACGAACCGCUUGUCAAAACAGGCAAACGAACGCCUUUAAUUGAAAGCGAUGAAGGAGUUUCUAAGCCUGGUCGUCGUACGUUGCACAAAGGACAGCCAAAAAAGUCAAAUUUCAUCGAUGAGAUUGUCAAAAAGUUGGAUGACGACAUCGAAAACGAGAAAAAACCCGAAAGUGCUUCUGCUGACACAGCGCCAAAAGCUGCUCGUGGCAGACCGAAGCGAAAAUCGGCACCGGAAGCAGCAUUUGACGCGAAAAAACUGGCAGUUGAGUCAAAAAACGCAUCGCCCGUUCCCACAAAAGGACUCGCCGAUAAGAAAUCUCCGACGCCGGGUUCGACAAAACUUCGUUCUCCGACUCCCGGCUCAAAAACUGAAAACGAAUCGAAGGAACGGAAGAAAAUUGGAAGAGCGCGACGCACAAAUGUCAAGGACAAGGUUUCGAUAGAGUCCAUUGCCGAUGAUUCGGAGAGCGAAACGGAAGUUCGUGCGGCACGACCUUCGCGAAAAACCAAGGAAGCUGCGACAAUUUACAUGGAGCUGAUCGGGCGCAAGUUGAGUUUGAAAGAAUUGUCGGACGACGACAGCUUGGAUAGUUUGGAGUUGCCGAAUAUCCAAAGGAUGCAACAAAUGGAGGACGAGAUCAAGUCGAUUCACGACAAGCAGGUCGAAAUGGCGGCAAAAAACGCGUCGUCACCGGUAAUGAAACCCAGUGAGGGUAAAACGGGCGACGAACCGGUGAAGAAAAAGCGUGGCAGGAAGAAAAAAGAGACACCUGUCGCGGAAACAACGCCCGUUGCUGACGAAAAAACGGAAGAAAAGCCAAAAAUUUUGGAGAAAAGCUUCGAUGAUUCGGAUGAAGAACCGCUGGCGACAAAAGCAAAGACAAAAAAGGAGGCAAGUGGCGGAAAACGAGGCCGAAAAACGUCGACGCCAAACAAAAAAGACAUUCCUGCGGAGAUAAAAGUGCCCGAAAUCCAACAAACGCCCUCGCCAGUCAAGUUAUCAAAGUGGCAGGAGCGUCUUUUGGCAAACAGUUCGCCCAAAUCGAAGACAACAAGCAGUCCCGUGGCACAAAAGCUCUUCGAAACGAGUCCCACGAAGGAUGUACUUAACAAAACGGACGAUUCGCUAAAAGUUCACAACCGUUCGUCAAAUGCCAAGGUUUUUUCGCCCGAUGCAAAAGCCACAAACAAGCCAAGCACCUCGGAAAAUGUCGAAACUGCGCCAAACACAACUAAGGAAAAGCCCUUUGUGCGUCCCAGCAAGGUAGAAAAUGUCGUGGCAACCGAAAUAAUCGACGAUGACGACGACGAAACACCAAAACCCCUCAAUCUGGCGCCAAAAUCCCUCCUCGGCAACUUGUUGCCCAGCAAAGAGGAGCAAAACAAGAUUUUUGGCAUUGCCAGUAUCACGCUGGCGCAAAGUUCGGGUCCCAUGGAUACCAAAUGUCAUCUCGGCAAAUGCGGAUCUGUGCAUAAGCCACUUGGGCCCGCUGUGCUCACGGAAAGUAACUUGGGAGGGCAUUUGUCGCCGAAAGAUCGACGAAAAAGCAAAGUAAACAUGUCGAACGAGCAGAUUCAACGAUGGAUCGAAGGCAUUCAAGUGACUCCCGUGCCCGAUGAUUUGGAUGAUAUCGAGUUGGAUGGUCCCGUAACGAAAAUGAGCCCGUAUCCGAGCAAGGAUUUCAUGGACGAGUCAUCAAGUUCGCAAAAAACAGUCACGAAAAAGGAGGAGAAACAAAAUUCGCCCAACAAAAAUCCAACGGUUCAAGCCGCAAAGCUCGGAGUGCAACUCAACAAAGUGAAAAAAGAGGAAAUUCCCACGACGUCGUUCAAUGUGACAGAGAAAAUCAACAAAGAAUUAUACAAAAGUCCGGAAGUGAAGAAGGAAAGUGAAAAAGAGACGCCGAAAUUGGUACGAAGCACCCCCGAGUUGUUCAAUGCCAAAGAAAAGGAGAAACUUUCGCCCCUAAAAUCCACAUCAACGUUGACUCCUCCAACGCUUCCGCCGAAAAUCACGAGCAUUCCGGAUGUCGUGCCCAAAAUCAUGGUUCCCACGAGCAACAACAAGACGGAAACAACUCCCACAACGGUUUCAUCGCCCAUCCUUUCAACGCCCCUGAGUUUGUUCACCACAAAAACGACGCCCCUGAAGUCGCCACUUCCCAAAAUUUCCGACACAAAGCCGCCAUCGAGUGUCGUCAACACGAGCACAGCAGUCAACAACAUCACAACAACAACGCCAACUUCUUCAAAUGCGGACAAGAAACCCGUUUAUUGUCCGAUCAAACGUACGCCAAUUUACAAGCAACUCGAUGCGCCAGCAACGCCAACCUCAACUUCGAAGCCCGUCGUGAACAUUUUCGGAACAUUUUCAGCUGAAAAUGAAAAAUCCAUUUACUCUUUCGACGAACCGGAUGCCGAUUUGGAGGGAAAAAAGACAAAAACUUCGCCGUCGAGCAAAAAAGGAGGUCGUCGCAGUGGCUCGUCGUCCCAAAAACCGCAAGGAAACAACGUCGACGGCGAUUUCAAGAAUCCAACUCCGCCGAAAAAUGCAAAUCCAGCAGUUUCGUUGACUCUCAGUCCGGAGGAAAGUAGCAAAAUUGCCGCCAUAAAUCUCACAAACAAUCACGAACCGAAAAAGGAAGAGGAUGCAGACUCAGAUUCUGAAGGACAAACGUUCUACAUCCCCCUUUCAUCCGCAAAUAUUGCUGGUAGCAGUAAAUUGGGCGAAAUGAUCCAAGGCGUAAAACUAAAACUGGGUACUGAGGGUCCCGAAGGACCCAAUCAACGCGUCAUUAUGCACGCAAAACUCGUUACAAAAGCCGAAAUGGGCGACAAAAGCACAACUCCCAUGCCGGAGGGCAUCACAAAUAUGACGGAAAUUGUCAAGGCGUUGACCAGCAGCAAAGAUAUGAUCGGAAAAUCGGUGCCUGUUGGAACAGUUCAACCUAGAUUCAAGUCUGACGAGUUGGAAAUGAAAACGGUGACAGUUCCUGUGUCGCUUCCAACGACUCCUGUUGUUGAAACGCCUCCGCCUGCUGGCGCAUUAUCGCGAAUUAACUCAAAUUCGUCCCUGUCGUCAGCUCGUUCGAAACUAACAAAGCCUUUGAUUCAACCGGCGAACCCGUCGACGUUUCCGCACAUCAAUGACAGCGCCCAAAUGGUCGAAGCUCCCAUCUUUCGGCCCACGGAGAAGGAAUUCCAAGACCCAAUUGAGUUUUUCGAGCGAAUUUUGCCGGUAGCUGCUACUUUUGGGAUUUGUCGUGUCAUUCCGCCAGCGAGUUUCAAGCCGGAAUGUCGCAUUUCGGACGACAUGCGAUUCACGGCAUACAACCAGUACAUCCACAAGAUGCUGUAUCGCUGGGGUCCGAGUGCCAAAGAACUGGCUGCCAUCAAAAAGUACUUGGAAACGCAAAACAUCUCGAUGCAACAUCCUCCGUGGAUUGGCGGCAUGGAAGUUGAUUUGCCGCGUUUGUAUCACACCGUACAAGAGCUUGGCGGACUAAAAGAGGUGAUCGAGAAGAAAAAAUGGCCCAAAGUCUCGGAGGAAAUGUGCAUUCCGAAAACGGCGCACGAUCGUGUCUCGAAACUCGACGACAUCUACUGUAAAUAUUUGUUGCCGUACGACACGUUGUCGCCGAGUGAGCGUCAAAAGCUGUUCGACGAAGUUGAAGCUGACUGGGCAAAGCAGGAGGCCAAGGCACGACGCAACGCCGAUCGUUUUCGCGGGUCCGAAGAUGAUGACAGCAACCAAUCGUCAUCGACGGAAGACGAAGACGACGACGACAACGAGUGUUCCAUGGAGUGCAUGGUCAAGGGACGCAGCAUGCCGUUGAACCAAUUUUUCCGUAUUGCUCGCAACACGAUGUCACUUUGGUUCAAAAAUGCUGAACCCACAUCGCAGGAAGUCGAAGCUGAAUUUUGGCGUCAUGUUGCGGUGCGAGACAGUCACGUUUGCGUCAACUCCGGAUCAAUUGACUCGUCGGGAUAUGGCUACGGGUUUCCGACGCCGGGUCCCAAAGGCAAAGGAUCGCCAUGUGCCAAACAUCCGUGGAACCUCAAAGUGCUAACGAACAAUCACGGAUCCAUUUUGCGUUCACUGGGACCUGUGACGGGAGUUACGGUGCCCACAAUUCACGUCGGGAUGCUUUUCAGUGCGUGUUGUUGGUAUCGCGAUCCACACGGAUUGCCUUGGAUCGAAUAUAUGCACACGGGUGGUUCGAAAAUUUGGUAUGGCGUGCCUGAUGAACAGAGCAACAAUUUCCGCACGGCACUGACAAAUCUCAUUCCGACACAUUGUCAGAGCAAAACGGUGUGGCUUCCGUGCGAUACAGCGAUGGUUCCUCCUCACAUGUUAACCGAUAAGGGAGUUUCGUUGUGCCGAACUGAACAAGAACCCGGACAAUUUGUCAUUAUUUUCCCGAGAGCUUACACGAGCAGCAUUUGUACGGGAUACACGGUGUCGGAAAGUGUCAUGUUUGCGUCGAGCUCGUGGCUGGAAACGGCAAAGGCAGAUUAUGAGGACAUGCACGAAAGUUGCGAGCCAGCGAUGUUCUCAUUGGAGCAACUUUUGUUCGCGAUCGCCAGUGAUCAACGUUCCAGUCAAGAAUUACACGCGCAAAUUCUUCCGAUGCUCAUCGAGGUUUACGAAAAAGAAAAAUCCGACAGAAAAGCUUUAAAAGACGCCGGCGUUGUUCAAACCGAAAAAAUCCCGAUAGGCAAGAAAAAGAUCGCCGAGGAGUUUGAAUGCGAAAUUUGUCGUGCCAACUUGUCCAUUUCCCUGGUAAAAGUCAAACAAGACACGAACGACGACGAGGACGAAGAAGAGGAAGAAACGAUUUACUGCCUGCGUCACACGCUAAAGAACAUCCAAAGUAACCGUUUGACACCGAAAAACUGCAAACUCGUGUUCAGCUACUCGAUCGACGAAAUCGAAGCACUGAUUUCCAAAAUCAAGGAUCGCGUGCAAACGCAAAACAAGGGCAAGAAAAAGGACGGAACGACAUCACAACAACAACAACAAUCGGGCACCAGUGGAAGAAAAUCGAAUUCAAACUUGUACCAACCGUCGUCGUCGAGCAAGUACAGCGGCAUGCCGACGAUGCUGAAGUAAUUUUUUAAGUGAAUUGUGUGAUUUGAGCUUUUGCGUGUUUCAGAGUGUGUGAAAAAUUUUACCCGAAAAAAAUGUUUGUAGUCGCUUACAAACCCAAAACUAAAAAAUUAGAGAGUAUUAGCCGCAUUAUUGCAAUAAAUAGUAGGAGAUUAGGAUUCAUAAGGACUGAGAAAAGUGAAAUUUAUCGAGGAGAAACAUAAUUAUUGAUCUGAAGAGAUAAGAAAAAAGAUAUAAAUGUAUUUUUUCAACGUAUAUUAAAUUUAGUGCUAGUAGUUAAGGAGAUUUUUAGAGAAGAAUUUUUAAUAUUGAAGAGUAGAAAUGCAAUGCUUAAUUACGUUUAAACUUUAGUUCUAAGCUGAGAAGAUUUAUUUAUCUUACACACAGAAAAA
Molecule: messenger RNA, 7032 nt
Organism: Culicoides brevitarsis
Lineage: Eukaryota; Metazoa; Arthropoda; Insecta; Diptera; Ceratopogonidae
Gene: Jarid2
Product: titin
Exons: 5
Coding region: 296-6643 (2115 amino acids)
Biological process (GO): chromatin remodeling; regulation of gene expression
Cellular component (GO): nucleus; chromatin
Molecular function (GO): DNA binding
Source: RefSeq, a predicted model, not a curated record